Messenger RNA from Torulaspora globosa, 996 nucleotides. RefSeq names its product securin (gene PDS1). Gene Ontology annotation, biological process: chromosome organization. The coding region runs from base 1 to 996 and encodes 331 amino acids. The record is from RefSeq and is a predicted model, not a curated record. NCBI's taxonomy places the organism in Eukaryota, Fungi, Ascomycota, Saccharomycetes, Saccharomycetales, Saccharomycetaceae. The transcript has a single exon. Gene Ontology annotation, cellular component: cytoplasm; nucleus.
AUGCCUGGUAACGAGAAUAAGGAGAAUGAUUUGGUUAUAGAGCCGGAACCUGGCAGUACCGUGUCGUUUCCGCAGACUCCAGCCCACUUGCUUAAGAGAAGUGUCUCUACAGUGUUUAAACAGCCGAAUGUGGACGAUUCUGAGAAGCCAGACCUCAGCAAUGCGGCAUGCGAUGCUCCUAUUAAGAAUAUAUCGCCAUUGAGAAGAGCUUGCGCGCAGCAGGGAAGGCUGCCAUUGGCUUCGAAGGACAAUAAUAGGGCAAGUAGUUUCGGAUUGCAGCAGCAGCAACAGCAGCCGUUGUUGAAACGUGACAACAGUCUUUACAAGAAGAGGAAACCAUUUGAGAGAGUUCCGUUGGGGCCUAAUGAGCAGUUAUUGGCGAAUCCACGGAGACUGAAGAAAUAUGGGUCUGUCCUGGGCUACAAUAGUCUGCCUAAGAUGAAGAGUCUAGUGCUUAAAGACGUGGGGCAGAGCGAGGAGCAGGAAGAUAACGACGAAGACGAUGAUGAGGACGACAGUGUGUUGAGGCUGAAGUUACGCGAUGCACUUAAUAAUUCAGAUGGAGCCAAAGAGGUUGGGGGGUUGUUCGGGAAAACAGGUGGGCUGCAGCAGCUGAUACGAGACUCAAAAAGAGAGGAGGAAGACUUCGAGGAUAGAGAGAUAGAAUACUGUCCGCCUAAACACGACCCGCUUCCCUAUGUUCCUGACGGGCAUGUACCUCUGCUUAAGGAGGACAUCGAGAAAUUGACAACUUUCCGAUCUCCUUAUCUCAUAGAGGAUGAGUGUUCUAAGAGCAGUGAAGACACCGAGGGCGGUUUUCUGGACCUUGAGGAUAUCGAAAGCGGCCAAGAAGACGAGGAAAUGUCAGAUGCGAGUGAGUAUACGGGCAAGACGCAUGUCGACGCCAUAUCGGGGCGUACCACACUGGAGCUUGAGCCGCGCUACGCCGGGGAAGGGCUUAGCGCCAGUGAACUGAAUGAUCUUGUGGGAGAUUGA